Messenger RNA from Closterium sp. NIES-67, 2729 nucleotides. The record is from the annotation of a GenBank genome assembly. NCBI's taxonomy places the organism in Eukaryota, Viridiplantae, Streptophyta, Zygnematophyceae, Desmidiales, Closteriaceae.
GUGGGUCUCCCCUUCCCCUGCAACAUCUUCACCACCUACACGCUUCCCCUAAGUUAGUAGUGCCAGACCUAGGUUGCGUGUUGGUGCAUGAAUAGCUGCUGGUCGGCCUUUAUGCUGGUCUAAUCUAGGAGCAUCUUUCACAGCGGGAUCUGUCUACUUCGAGAGUCGAAGUCUCGAGCCACCUUAGGCCUGGAGCUUCUGCUCGCGGCCGUCCGCAAGAAUCGUUACCAUGGCGGAGAGCGCUCUUCUCUUGUCCUCCGCGUCGUCCCUCGCGUGCCAGCCACUCCUAUCCACCUUUCUCCUCUCCUUCUCCUCCGCCCAGCAUGUCGCCUUCCCCGUCGCGUCGCUCGCGCCGUUGGCCGACUUGUGCAUACGCUCCGGCCUCUCGCUCUCCACUGUCGCCACGGCCCUCGCCACCGACUCGCCCGCGACCAGCAGCAAGCCUCCCUCUCCGACUCCCGCCGACGCCAGCGCCGCCAGCCCGUCAUGUCACGCGUCCGCGCCAUGGACGCUUGCCGUUACGGUCGUUCCAGCGCCGCCGACGUUGCUACCGCGUGACGGGGACUCCAGCGGUGACUACUUGGGUCGUCGUGUUUCUCCUCUGUUCACUUCUCCCGCCUACCGGUCUCUGGAUCCGUCGUUUCAAUGUACAGCGACGGCGGAUGAUGCUUCGGAAAGACCUUUGCCGUCCUUGCCGAAUCCCGCGCACCUAACCCAGUGUUUGCCGCCGCACAUACGCAGUCGUGGCGUGGCCUACGGCUACGUCCAAACCCCGUUAUACUCGCAUCCUUUUAUAGGGAAGGCCCUUGUCGAAUCUCCUUAUUACGGUUCUAUCAUGUACAGGUCAUACUCGUUAUUGCCGAACCCGAUUUCUCAUCUCACCUCGGUUCCCGCGCCCAUCCAAGACGCCGUCGCACCGCCGCCUAGCAAGACUGACACAUGGCACGUCACCGUUCCUUCGACCUUCCGUUCGCGCAGCAUAGGGCGCAAGCGGGUGGGCGGGAGCGGCGGUUCCGGGUCAGAUGGAUGGGAUGGCGGAAUGGACGGCGCAGGCUUCUCCGGCGGCGAUCCCUGGUCCUUCGACGGCUCGGAUUUCCCCUACGGCGGUAGCGGGGACGGAUUCGGCGGAGGCUGGGGAAACAGCGGCGGUGGCGGUGGCGGCGGCGGCGGCAGCUGGAGCGGCGGAGGCGGCGGCUUCUCUGGGGGCGAUCCCGGUGCUGGUGGCGCUGGUGGGGAGGGCGGCGGCGGCGAGGACGACCCGUGGUGGCGGGAGUGGGAGCAGGGGGGCGACGGAUGGCGGGACGCCGACUUUUGGUUGUGGCUGCAGUCGGAUAGAUUUUCCGUACCGCGUGUCGCUAGGCCGACGAGCGUGUGGUCGAUCGCGCACAUGUGGGCGUGGCAGUUCUCGCGCGACUGGGCGGUGCGGGCAUGGGGCGUGCGGCGCGGCGCGUCGCUGCUGUACCGCAUCGCCUGCUGGAUCUCCCUCUCCCGCUGCUUCUGCCAUGCGCUCGGCACCGCGCUCGCCGCUUCCGCCUCCGCGCCUCCCGCGCUGCGCCGCGCGGCCGCGUCGGUCCUCGUCGCGACCCCGCAGGCGGAGCCGCCAGCUCUAUCAGAGGCGGCAGCGGAGGUGGCACAGAAGCGGCGGUCGAGCGCGGUGGCGACGGCGGUGGAGGGCGCGUGGCGCGGAUCGCUGGCUCAGAGCUGCUACUUCUCGGGGUCGCUCGUCCUGGCGCUCAACGCCGCCAGCGCGAGGUGGGGGGCCGAAAAAGGGGAGGGGGAAGUGGGCGAGUGGUAAUAGUGGGGUUGUGAAAUUGAAUGGCAACGGCGGUGGUGGGGGGGAUCAAUUGGAAACAGGUAGAGGGACCUACGAAAAGACUAGGUGGGGACGAAUGGAAGGAAAUAGGGAAGAGGAACGUACAUAGCUCACAUACGCUGAGGCUCACCUGCCUGGGAUUCGAGCGCCUUAUUCGGGUUUAAGGGAGAGCCGUGGGCAGCCGAGUUGAUGAAGAGAUGGGUGCACAGAAGAACAGUACACAGACGGAUCAAACGAUCCCCACAGCUUCUCCCGUACAAAUACUAUACAGCUCUCCUCUCACCACCAUUUCAUAUACAGCUCACCCACCCACCGUCAUGCCUGGUUUAUCCCCGCAUGCUUAUAUCGACAUGCAGCACCGCCACAUGCCACAGCCCGCCAUGCAAGCCUGCCGCUGCUGUCUAGCUUCCCUGCCCUUGGCCGCCAUACCCUUCCUGUGUCGAGAGGCCAUCCCCUCCCAUCCCCCUCGCCCUCCCUCCCCCCUCGCCCUCGUGCACCCAUCGCACCUUGCACCUGGUCUCGCGUCCCCCCAUGUCCUGGCUCCCUGCCCUCACUCGCCGUGUCCAUCGGUCAAGAUGCCGCCCGCUUUGGGCGUCUGCCCUUCUGGGGUUUAGCAGCACGGCUUGGGGAAUGCUCGGAGAGGACGGGAUGAGCCCGGGGAGGGGGGGGGGAGGUGGAGGGAUGAACGCAGAUUACGUGGCGGGAGAAUGGUAACACAGGUGAAUCUCCUGAGGAGGCAGUGUAUCAUGUGUGGUAUGGCAUGAUCAUAUCGCAUGGUGGUGGUAGGUAUCGUGUGGAGGGCUUGUGUGUGUGUAGAUAGAGCAAUGUGGCAGUAUUCGUGUGUUGAACCUGAAGGAAUUUGUGUUUAUGUCAUUCUGUAAAUAUGUGAGCUAUGGAGUGUAUCUUUUUGCUGAUA